Molecule: messenger RNA, 1882 nt
Organism: Fopius arisanus
Lineage: Eukaryota; Metazoa; Arthropoda; Insecta; Hymenoptera; Braconidae
Gene: Snmp2
Product: Sensory neuron membrane protein 2
Exons: 9
Coding region: 206-1714 (502 amino acids)
Cellular component (GO): membrane; cytoplasm
Molecular function (GO): scavenger receptor activity
Source: RefSeq, a predicted model, not a curated record
AUCCCGUGAGAUUUGUUUAUUAUUAAAUUUUCUUUGUGCUGAGGUGAGAAUUGACUAGAAUUUUUCUAAUCUAGCUUAAAGAUCGAUUAGAAUGAUUCAGGUAGUCUCAGAUUAUUAAUCUUAUCAGAAUUCCUCUCGUGGAUAAUGAACUUACAAAAUAAUACCUCAGUCGAUCGUUCAUUUCUCCCAAAUACAGUAGUACGUCAUGUCCAGCAUAAAAUUAAAUAUUUGUUUCGGGUUUUUUCUCGGGCUGGGAAUAGUUGUGGCUAUUCUCGCACUAGUCUCUAAAUUCAUUGUGUUUCCGAAGAUUAUUAACAACGAAAUAGCUGAGGAGAUUCAACUGAUAAAUGGCUCAGAAGCGUACGAUAGAUGGGUGAAAAUACCUUUUCCAAUUAUCUAUAAAGCGUAUUUUUUCAACGUGACAAAUCCUGAGGCUGUGUCUCAGGGAGAAAAACCAAUUCUGCAAGAGGUUGGGCCGUAUAUUUACCAACAGCAUAGGGCGAAAUUGAAUAUCACCGACAGACUGGAAACCCUAGGAUAUAAUGAGCACCAACUCUUCGAAUUCGAUGCAAAGGCCUCGUAUCCUCUCACCGAUUCGGAUCCGAUUAGAAUUGUCAAUUUGCCGCUGAUGGGACUGAUCGAUACAACAGAAAGAGAGACCCCAGCCCUCGUGCGAUUCCUCGAUCUAAUCAUUCCCCAACUCUUCGAUAAUCCCAAGAAUUUAUUCCUGACGACGACUCCCAAAGAUUUCCUGUUCGACGGAAUAUUCUUAAAUUGCCAAAGCAACAAUGUUCUCCUGCGAAUCUUCUGCAAAUCAAUCGAGAAACUAGCACCCCGGACCAUGGUCCGACAGGAAGACGGCAACAUCAAGUUUUCAUUUCUGAGUUACAAAAAUAAUACGGAUGAGGGGAGAUUCGUCGUGAAUAGCGGAAGAAUAGAGCCCGAAAGGGUGGGUCAAUUGUCAUCAUGGAAUGGGUACAAUUUAACUAACAUCUGGCUGACCAACAGCUCCUGCAAUAGAAUAUUUGGAACUGACGCCACCAUCUAUCCCCCUUUCGAUAGCACGGACUCCAUUUUGGACACAUUUUCCAUCGAUUUGUGCCGAACAGUGUCCUUGGAGUAUUCAGAACCCAUUGUAUAUUCUGGGAUUGAUGGAUUACGAUUUGUAGCGAAGAAAUCGACCUUUUUGUCCCCGGGACAGGAGCCUUUGAAUCAGUGUUACUGUCUCCACAAAACUAAGGGAAUAUUGGGACAAGAUGGAUGUUUGUUGGAUGGAGCCCUGGAACUAUUUUCGUGUCACGGAGCGCCAAUUGUCUUCACCCACCCACAUUUCUACUUGACCCACCAAACAUAUCAAAACGGUGUUAUCGGCCUGAAGCCUAAUUCUAUCAAACAUCAGAAUUUUGUAGACUUGCAGCCUAACACUGGAGCCCCUUUGAGGGGAAGUAAGAGAGGACAAUUCAAUAUCUUCUUGCGUUCAGUCGACGGUGUGUCGCUGACUUCCGGUCUGCGGACAACACUCAUGCCCAUUCUAUGGUUCGAUGAGGGUGUGGUACUCAGCGAUAAAUAUGUAGAUAUAUUGAAGGUCGACUUCUUAGACAAAAUGCGGUUCAUUGAAAUUGGAGGCUGGGCUAUAUUCGCCUGCGGUACCGCCACCUGUAUCCUAAGUUUUGUGGUGUUUAUCAGUUGUCGAUGUGCAAAGAAAAAUAGUUGAAAAUAAACUAGAUAUUUUCUGGUUUAUCUCAAUGGCUCAUCUCUUCCUUUUUUAUAAGAGGUUUCUCGAAAAACAUUAUUUUGUGGAUUGGGUCAUUCGUACUAUCAGUUCUUGUUCAAUUACGAAUAGUGAAUAUAAUAUUUCAUGGCUAUAUCGAUAUUAUAUCAA